Messenger RNA from Klebsormidium nitens, 1813 nucleotides. Lineage: Eukaryota; Viridiplantae; Streptophyta; Klebsormidiophyceae; Klebsormidiales; Klebsormidiaceae. The record is from the annotation of a GenBank genome assembly.
AUGGCAGUCCUACCUGGCAUGAAAACCAUCCACGUGUCCCGCUGCCGACAGUGUGACACCGAGUCUACGUGGCUUCUGCAGUGGUGCCGCGGAGCGAGGUGUGACAGAGCUGCUGUAGGUCUUUUAACGUCUUUUAGAAAGGGCGCGGCAGCCAGGGCGGCUCUUGUCGUCAGCAGUUCGAGCGCAGAAUGGGAGAUGGUCUAUAUGGUCUCGUGCGUCGCAAUGCCGACAGUGGCUGCUCUUGCUGUCAUGCUGGCUCGGUGGAAGGGCAAGAAGCCUGCCCCGUCUGUCCCCUUGUCAGGCAAAGCCCCCUCUCCUGAGGUUCAAGAAAGUUCAACAAGCAAUCUGAAGUCCUGCAGUGAUGACAGCAUAGCAUCCCCCCAGCAUUGCAGAAAGCGGAGGGGAAAGUCACAGAGAAAAGAGAGCAAUGAAAAGAUUAUUAGGCGGGUCACCAGUUGCCCCGACUUUGCGGUUGUUCGGGUGCUGAAAACGAGCGCCAAGAGCGGGCGGCAGGCGUCGUACAGCAACCUCAAAGAUCGGCGCCUGCAAGACGAGAUUGCGAAACUGGCUGAUAAGCUAUUGCACCAGGCAGAGCGGCGGUGUGAAUGGGGGCAGGACUGUGGGUGCGAAUGGGGGCAGGGCUGCCAAAAGUGGGGCUGUGACUGUGGAGAGAGUUGUCAGCAAAUAAGCGCUUUUGGUGGGGCGAGCGCAGAGUGGUUCUCAGAUGCGGCGAUGUCAGACCGGGGUCGAAAGGCGUGCGCGUCGCUCGAUGCGCUGUGGGCCAGGCGCGCGGUGACAAACCGGGCGAAACAGGUGGAGAACUUUGUGACGAAAGGGAUCCCCUCAGAGGCGGAGGGGCCCUCUGGGAAUAACCGCGCUGUGGCAAAGCAGGGAACGGGAAUGCAGGGUGAUGCGACGGUCGGGGUUGGUAGGAAAAAUGAGCAGAAAGUAGGGGGGGCGCUGAUGGGGCGAUUAGACUACUACGACCAGCUGCGGCUGGCCUUGUUUGAGAAAACAGAUGCAGCGCGAGUGAGCGUCCGUCGCUCGCUUCUGUCGGGGGCGCUGGCGAGGCCUGGAGACUGCAAUGUGGUGAAAUACUGGGGAAACCAGGAUCGCGCCGGCGGCGUUGCGGAAGCGGGGCUGAGGGGAGAAAGCGACAUGUUGUGGAGUGUCAGCACGGAUGCAAUCGUAGAAAGCUGGGAUUUGAGGGCGGCGCACACACCGGUGCUGCGCCACGUAAUGCAGCUAGGGGAAGGGAAGUGGGGCGUGAAAGGUUUGGAAGUGACUGGCUCGCAGCUGCUUGUCAAGUUGGCCGCUGAACAGGAGAUUAGCUUAGACGGAAGAAGACUGACGGGAGCAGUGACAUGUUGACAGGACGGCGUUAGGACAAGUAGGCGCGGGCCAAUUGCCCAUUUUGGUGUGGGCCACUGAGGCAGUUGUUCGACCGUAGAUGUAUACUGAAAGUCGGGAGUGAACGAGACAAGUUGAGUUGCCUUAGAAGUUCAUUUGUAGAGUAGACUCGGAUCACACCCUUCGACGACGGGCAGUUCUUUACAGGUUAGGAAGUGCAUCGUGUUCAUUCUGUAACAUAGUCCAUCUUUUGGGUUUUGUGGUCUGGUAAAUUUGCAACGUAAGUGUACAAGCGGUGCUUUGCUAGCUGAACAUCAAGUCGUCAAUUCUGACAGUGCUAGCGGUCCCCACGGACAUGUAUUUUGCUCCUCAAAAUACUGGUCAGGCAGGCCAACCAUUUGUACCUUUGCUUCGAACCAGGUUCGACAUUCAUUACAUGCUUGCCGCCAAGUGCAAAUGGAAC